UAGAAUUUGUAACCGCUAGUCAUUGCUCAUAUUAAGAGUUUUCCAUGUCAUUCAUCUUUUUCCUGCCUUUUAUUUUUCUCUGAAGCCCUGAAAGGAAAUUUAGUCGGCUUACGUCAAAAGUGUAAACGGAGUGCUAUUUGAUUUAGCAAUUCCAAACGACAUGGCGUACCACACAUCUGAGGAAUAUUAACUAAACAUGUUUGCGUGCCGAAAGUAUAAAUACAUCCGAUAGUUAUGGUAGAGCCAGCCGAAUUCAUCAUCAUCAAAUGUAUAAUGAGUUUCUUUCGGUAUAGGCUAAUGCGUUUUCCAGUUGUGACAGGGGUUAAUUUCCACAACAUCGUUCGGGAAGAUUAGAUGAGCUGGCUGGCAGUGUCUGGAUCAGUGUUAGUAUAAACAGAUACCCUGCGCAGUCUGUGUCGCUACAAUCAGUUCAAGCGUCUUCUUAGCUGGCCUGUAUUGGUCGUGAGAACUGCGAUAUAAAAGAUUCCUUCGUUUGUUUCAAAGCUCACAUAAAGGCAUUCGUCAAAAUAUCACUGUAAGUACAAUUAUCAGGCUAACAUGGCGAACGGGGAAUUUGGGAUUGAUUUGCUUGCGCGUCUCUCCUGCGAAUCUGACAACUGUAGCAAACAAACUGUUUCCAUUCUUUUACGUUUUAUAUGGCUAAUAUAUUUAUGCAAAUAUAACUCUUUUUUGAACUAGUGAUACAUGCAAAAUACCUUGGCAGGAGUUUUUUUUGGUGAAAGUGUUGCGUCGAGAUAGUUCCUUUGUCUUGUACUUUGUGACUUAUAGCCUCGAAAAAACCUCAGUGAUUUCGAGAAAUUCUUUGAACAUAAAGGAUUGAUUUCUUAUGUACCUUGGUAAAGAGGACCAUCAAAAUGUUGUUUAUAACAUCGCAUUAAUAACAUUAAUGUUGUUACUCUAGAAAACAUUAUUUAGCUCGUCGUUCUCGAAUUUUAUUUAGUCUAGUAUACAGUAACUCAUCUCCGUUUCAUCCGGGAGUUCCAACAGAUCGCAUUACGGUUAACCUUACAUAUGCAAGACAUUCUCAUCAAGCGGCUUUAAACACAUGAAAUUGAUUUGACAUAAGCUACAUCUUUUUUAAACACAACUAAAAAUAGCCGAUAAUUCGAGUACAGAGUGUUUUAAACAGCAUGUCAGUGUAUCCUUGUCAGCCAUCGAUUUGUCAGCUGUUUGGUUUAGUAACUUUAAUAACUCUUUGCUCCAAAAAAGAAAACGUUUAGCAGUUAUUGAAGUAUGGCAUAAACCCACCGGAUGAAAUCAUAUGGGUGGUACAUCCGAAGAGACCACAACUAACCACGUUAUUAAGGUUUUCUACUAAGAUUGUUCUGAAAGUCAAAAAAGUUUUCCCAUGCAGUGUUUUUAAGAGGUGACCGUUUAAAGCAACAAAUUGCCUCUUGUGAUAUCUUUAACAGACAUGUUCUAAAAAUGUAACAUUAUCUUGCCUGUUAUAGGUUGACUUUUGGCCUUUUCUGAAAUUUAGGAAAGUUUUGCUAAGAAAUAUAAUGAUCCGUUCACCUUUUGGGAAAUUUCAUGACUUGAACGGCUGAAGCGAACGUAAAUGGUGUCAUAAAUACGACUCUUUUACACUUUCAAAAAACCCAGUUCAAACAUGAACGGAAUCUUGAUGGAGUAAAAUAGAAUCCACUAAUGUCGCGCGAGUCACAAUUGAUGAGCCUUCUUUGACUUCGUUAACAUACUUCAAAUUUUCACAAUACGGGCACGGUGAGCAUUACCAGAAAAAAAUAAUCUCAUAAAAAAAUUAAUUCUAGAGGGAUUAUGCAGGAAAAAUUUUAAGAACGGAAGCGUUUCAAAAAACCUGAAAAGGAAUUUGUCACAUGAUAACUAUUAACUCAAGGAUUUAAAACGCCAGCAGUUAUCACUGCCAUUAUUUUAGGUAAAUUAGAAUGUUAACAAGAUGAUCAUUGCUCUACUGUAGCGAGUCCGCACACACCAGAGAAAAUUAUCAAGAGUGAGGUAUUCUUUCCGUGUCAGUGUUUGAUCGGAUUGAAUGUGGCACUAAUCUCAUGUAUAAAUUUCAAGUACUUUUGUUCUACAAGCGAGAACAUCAAAAAUCUAAGUUAUAAGAUCAAUGAGGCAGAUAAACAUUCCUCGAGCGCUGUGAAAACCAUACCAUCAUUUAAGCCUGGAAUGUUCUUCGUGCAUGGAGAACUUGAACAGCUGCUCAAGAUCAAGCAGGAUGAGAAAUCUAAUAUGUGAAUUUCAAACAGCCUGUAGAGAGAUUGUGACACAUAUCAACUGCUCUUGGGCACUACUAUACAUUGAAGGUGAAAAAUCAACCGCAUCUUUUUGCUCUCCUUUCCUCUGGGUAAAAACCUCUAUUCAAUAACGGAAGUGGUUAUGUUGCGUGAUCUAUCCAAGGCCAAGUAAUCUACACCUCGUUGAAGUAUAAUUACUCCUUAAUCAUUUCGAUUCAUCUCUUUCAAUGUCAACGUAGAUUUAGAACAAACGAUUGAUCGUUAUGCUUUUAGCCAUAAACGCAUCUCUUAAUUAACUUCCAGCGGGUAUAUACUAUACACGUCAAAGGGUGAUAAUAAUCGGUCUCCCUAUAUUCUCCCGGUCUGGUCUUUGGCUAUAAUUGGAGUUAUUGUGGCUUAUCGCUAUUCAAAGCAAUUUGUUUUUAUCUACAUCGAUGCAUUUUUUUAUGCAUCUCAGCCGUAGAAAAUGAAUCUGGAAAAUUGAGUUCAUGGCGGACAGCAUCAUCCGUGUCAACCUCCCCAAGUUGACAAAACGCUGUAUUUCUUACCUCGAUUAUUGGAUUUGACAAACAAUAAUUAUGAAGAACAAUAAUGUGGUUUAUCAAAGACUACUCACGUUUCAAGAUAUUAAAAUUAUUCGUUCUGGACAAUAAGAGACAAUAGGGUGGGGGUUUAUGAAACCGCUAGCCUCAAGAAAUUGACCUAAGGGGCACGCGUUGAGACGUUGACGCAAGAUCCCUUACGAGAUAAUUAGAUUAGUGUUGAACCAACAUAACACAACUUCACCUUUACGUCUUGACAAAGUGCAUGCUUCACUAUAAUCUCCAUGCAAUUUUAAGAAUCUGGAGAGCUUUGCCUACCAACAGGAUUUAACAAUUGACCUCUUAAGGAUAAAAACUUUGUUCUUUCUUCCUACAUGCACUCAGACGAAACAGUACAGUCAAGAAGGCUGACCAUUAUCCUGAGUUUGCGAAUUUCAAGUGAAACUUAAACCUUCGCGGCAGAGAGAACGAUUCCAGCACCACGAAAAUGACGAAGUCUCACCUUGCAGCUUUCCUGACGUUAGUUUUCAUUCUUUCAGGUAGGUGGUUAUCGACUGCUCUUGUUUAGUCCAGUAAUCGAUUUCCAAAGUAGCAAAACAACAAAACCCCCAUAGUUUGGUACAAGUUUUGUUGUCGUUUGAUAAGAAUCUAAACCAUCGCUCUGUUGUUUUCCUGUAUGUUCUAUAUAUAGUGCUCCGCGAAUGUACGGCAAGUGAGAGGAAUUGUCUUCAAAUUGUUCGGUACAUGUACCACAGCCUUGGACUAAGAACUCGAGGGAUCGAAAACUCUAAUUUAGCAGGAGAGUGGACCUCAUCGAGGUAAGAAAACUUAAAUACCGGUAAUUUUAUUAUUAUUUACACAAGGUAUACUCUUUCGAGGCCUUCCUUGCAGCAACAGUGCGUGUUGUAAUCCGAGAGAUUAUGAAACGUUUUCAACAACAUAAUCCUCUGAUAAGAGGCAACCAUGCACUCAGCAAACAAAUUUAAAUUAGCCGUGCAAUCGCUUGUGGCUAUACCAUUCGUAGUUAAUUAUUGUUUAUUACUCGUGGUUAUUUAGAGCGUAAAGAAGGUGGAGAUACGUCAAAUUAACUCGGCUUCAGCACGCCUUAAAGGUGACGGAAACUCAUAAUUGCUUUGAUUGUCCCUUGGUCAUUAAAGUAAAGAUUCCUUUCAUGAAAAAACAUUUACAGUUUGGCAGUAAACUGGAGCUGUUCAAGACGAAACUAAGUAAAAUUUUCGCUAUUUUAAUAUUAGCUUGCCGUCCAUCAACGUUUCUUGUAACAGUGGUUAUUAAGUUAAUUAAAUAUGUCCGACUGUGUGAUUGAAAAUCAAAUGAAGCGAAAACGUCCGCUAAACGCUUCGCUUUUACUGGUGUUGUUUGUUGGUGGUCAAUAAGGAAUAGUUUGUUUAGAAGCGUCAUUGCGUAUCACGCUCUUCCCUUGUAACAAUGAACAUUGAGUUGGGACACCUCGGAAUGUGAACAACGAAGACUGUUACCGUUUUGUUGAAAGUUUGGGCAAGGCCCACUUGAAGUUGGCAUAACAAAGUAUUGCAAGACAAAUAAUUCAAAAACGCGUAAUUUUAUUCAUUCUUAAAAGCAAUGACGCCUUUUCUUUUAAGGAUAAUUGUGGUCGAGGCUGCCUUUUUGUCACUUUUCGGCUUAUUAUUCCAUGACACUUUUCAUCGCGUGAUUUAUUGGGAUUAAAUUAGAAUGAGAGUCGUGGCUUGCUUUGUUGAAAACAAACCAAAAUAACAUUUAGAUCAAAGGUCGUUAAAGGUUGGAAACUAUUGUAGCUUAAUAGCCUGGCAAGGCUCAACUAAACAUCUUUUUUUACACGAAACUUCUGGGAAUUGUUUUAGGUAGUUACUCUAUGUGAUAGUUAAGGCCACAGAGACUCGCUUUAGCCAUGCGGCAUCAUUUAGGUAGAUAACGCUGGAAGAAAACAUGCAACCACUGCCUAAUUGGUUAGUUUCAUUACAAUUAAAUGGUCGAAAAUAGUUUCUGAGUUUUUGUCUUCUUGCCAACUUUAUUGAUGGAACAAGCAGUUCCCUUAGCUGACUCUGUGGUCUAAGCAAGCAAGUAUAGAGUUUCAUAAUAUAGUCAGACUAUUGAAGUCUUGGCCGAGAGCCUGUCAAGCCUAGCUGAGUUUUGCCAGCUCAUGAUUAUUGUAAUUUAAUCAUAUCUUAAUUACCCGAAAGAAUAUAGCUGAUAUUGGAUAAAACUGAGCGAGAAUCAAAAGAAGAGUUAAACAUCAUAAGUAGUUUGAAUGAACAUGGAAACAUAUCUACUGUUUUUUUGUUUUUUGUUUUUUUUUUCACAAAACUCGGUCACAUUUAUUUCAGUCUUAGUUUGAACUGGUGCAUCAUUGCAGACCCCUUCAGUAUAACUGGUCCAGAGAUGGUCUAGUGACUUUGAUGUGCAAAUUGUCUCUGCUAAGAUAAGGUCUUAUGAAAUAAAGCCCUUAAGCGUAUUAGAAUACUUAGAAGGUGAUAUGGUAUCAAGUGUAACUUAUACCCUGUAUUUACCCUGUGAAGCAACAAGCGUUUAUUAGGUAUGGCCGGCCGGGACCAGCAGGUUACAAAAGGUCGUCAAAGUAGCAAGUUUUUCAUUUCACUAAAAGGGUAAUACAGUUGUUGAAAUAUCCGGUUUAACUUCUGCCUUCACUAAAUCUGACUAAGAAAAAGACAGACUGCUUGCAGUCUACUUCUACCUAAGAAGUGUGGUCCUGACUGAGAUAUUUGAUAGAUAAGAAAAAAUGCUUUUAUUUUAGUCUGAACCACUGAAUAGGAUGAGCUCAGGAUUUUUUUAGUGCUCUAUGUCUUAUGUAAUAAUUAACUAUCAAUUUAAUACAGGUGAACUGAAAAAUGUAGAGAAGUUGGUGAAAGAAACAGUUUAAGCCUUAAAGUCUUAUUAGAAUAAACUGGGAAUGUGCAUUAAUUUUUUGUACAAUCUGUGACAUUAUAUAUUCCUAGCAGAUGGUCCUUGAAAAUCUAAUGUGGUCCUUGAAAAGUCCUUAAAAAAUGGUUACAGUUUUUUGUAUGAACCCUGUUAAAAGUGCUUUAGAGUUAUUUCCGUGAUCAGUUCAUAGGAAAUCUUUUUGCCUCAGAAAAUCCUUAAAAACCAUGUGUUAUCAGAUACCAAAGUGACCUUGUAAAUGUCACAUUUAAGACUUACUGUGACUGUUAAACCCCUAUUCUUGCCGCAAAAAACCCUGAGUCACAUACUGACCGAGUCUUUAAACAGAGCGUAAGCUAAUUCUAUAAGAACCUAAGCGAAAAGAAUUAUAAUUGCAGUUUAAGGUAUUGAAAAAUUUAGUUCUCUGCACAGAUCAGUAAAAUACGGCCAAAUUUUACUAUAACUUCAAAUUUGCCAGUACAGACGCAUUAUAGUCAGUUUUACAACCCAUGAGUGGCAGAAAUGUAGGUGUGAUUGCGAGUUUUCAACUAUUCAUUUCAUCUCGUUGCCUUCCAGCCUCACAUUUAUUUAUAUCAUUGUCUAUUCUGAGGUGACAUGUAUUUAAAAAAACAGGCGUCGCCUUUGGGCCAUGUCUAGACAGCAAAACAGCCCGAAUUUUUAUACAAUUAGGUGGAAAAAAAACCCUGUGGCUAUAUGGCCGGUAACCGGUCAAGGUUUCCAAAACCCUAAAUGACCGGCAGUCCUGUAUUUCGUAGUAAAUUUUUCCUCUUUCCUCUUUCCUCUUUCCUCUUUCCUCUUUCCUCUUUCCUUUUUCCUCUUUCCUCUUUCCUUUUUCCCCUGUCCUCUUUCCUCUUUCGUCUUUCCUGCACUUUCCCGACUUAUCUAGGAAAGAUUGAAGCGACUCUGUUAGCAGGGUAGACUGCUAGUCAUUUCGUGUUUUGAAAAUCUUGACGGGCGGUAAACCUGAAAAAAGUUCUGUGUCACAAAACAUGGUUUCGUCUUCUGAGCCCAGCGUAAACCAAACGCUAAACUUGAGAUCUAUAAAGCGUUUCAGAAUCGCUUGACUUUUGUUAGUCAACAUAAUGAUAGUUUAUAUUAGCAGGUUUUUACGAUUUGUGAAAUUUACAGCAAAGACAAGACCGCCGGUCAGUUAGUGUUUUGAAAACCUUGACCGGUUACCGGCCAUCUGGCCACGCACUGCGAAAAAAAAAAAAAUCCUGUGGAGCGAGGGUGAAAUCGGAGUGUGAGUUAAGGAUGAGGAAUUCAUGGUAAUGCAUUGCAGUGGGUUUUGCGUUGCCAAGUCCGUAAAAGAGAGGAAUUUAAUGUUGGCAGAUGCUUUAUUUAUAAAAGAAAUUGUGCGGAUUAAUUUUAUUUUGAAAGAAAGUUUUGUGUGUUAAUUUUUCGUACGUACAAGUGCAACAGUUACAAAACGGCUAGAGACUCUAUUUGACUGUUUAAGCGGCCUGUAAGAGAGCAGCGAUUCCCCUUAUUACAGGAUAUGUAAACUACUUUUUCUUGACGUUAUUCUUCCUUUCUCAGUCAGUAAGUAGUCAGAGAUUUAUACCAUUGAUUAAAGGAUAACCAACAAUUGUAACGUAGGGAGUGCUGUGUGAGCGGGUUCAAAUCACCAGCGUCCAGGCCAUACCAUAAACUGCCGGCCGGGCUUAUACACUGUACUUCGUAAGGGCUUUUAGGAGGGCUCAUAAACAGAGGGGCUUACAUCCAAGGGGGCUCAUAACUGGAAAAAAAAAGCGCCUCAAAACAUGCUAUACUAGUGCUGAUCAAAAUGUGCUUUGUGUUUACUUGUUUUUUAUUAAGCUUCAAGAUGACAAAAUAAAUGGAAUUCAUUUCAGUACAAGCUAGAGAGGGACGUAAAAUCUAACAUUUUUUUUGUUAACAGGUAGAUAGGCUUAUAAUUUGUGGGGGGCGGGAGACUGAUAAGCGGCGUUUGAAUUUGUUGUUGUUCCUUAGCUCCGAGAGGUUUUUCUUCGGGUUGUCCGGGUUUACCCCUUCUCAAAAACCAACAAUUCCAAAUUCCAGUUCGAAUAGGAGUGGUAGACCAGGAACCAAUAAGUGAAUGUGCUGUGACCUCUAAGUCGUUUUUUAUUCGUUCAUUUUUUUUUUUAAUUAUUAUUUUCUCAAAGCCCAGGUAAAGGUAAACGAAAGUUAGUUCUGCACUUGAAAUUAGGCUCAUACGCGGCCUCCCUUUUCCAUAGUCAUGUUCUCGUCAUGAACUAAUUCACAUGUUUUUCUUCUUUUUGUACUUUUGCAGUUGCGAGGUCAGACCUGGUCCACAAUUUUUCACAAGGCACAUCACGAUUUUCCGCAACGGAACCUGGGAGGGUUAUUUUUAUCGAUAUAAUGACUCACAGUGUUCAGAGCCUAAGUUAAGCCUUCAUGUGAGAGGUUAUUUGAAAUUGUCACUGGAUCCUGUCAAAGACACCAACAAGGCACAUUUUAACUUUACGAGAGUAAAUGUUUAUCCGCACAAUGAACAUGAGCAGCAAGAAAUAGUGAAUGUGUCAAACAGACACUGCCCAAACAGCCUUCGUGUUUUUAGAUCCCCACGCUCUGGAAUCCACGUGUUCGAGGUUAACUUAAGAGCGUUCAGAAAGCGAGCCUGUAGAAAUUCUUUCGGAAUAUCAGAAUCAGAGUUUUCAAAACUUAAGCUGGAAACGAGACGAAGGAAGGGCUCCAAAUACGACAAACUUUACUUUGCUGAAAUCCCAACAAAUCGAGCGACUAGACAUAAACCCAAGUCGUACCAGCUACCUCUACAAAGGUACAAUGCAAACAACUGCACCAUCUGUAGGAAGAUCCAAUCAGGGACUGGUGUACGACCACCAAAGUUACCCCAGGUUCCUCCUCUUAAAGUUGAUUUGGAGGGAGAAUGGGCCAGCACAACCUGUGAGACAACUCCUGGAGGAGCGUUCCAAACUCGUCACUUUAAAUUUAAUAAGGAGGCGAAAAAGUGGGAAUGUCAUUACUUCUUUUAUCACGAUGCUGCCUGUAAGGAUCUUGAGGCUAUUAUACAAUUUAAAGGCAGGUUUAAAGGUGGCAUUUCUUCCAAGAAAGUAGCAGGGGCUUAUGACUAUGUGUUUACUAUGACACAAGCGACUAUAACUCCCACGUUGUCCUUUGUCACCGAUCUUUUGAACUCUGCACAAAAAGACUCUUGUGGUAAAGUUAGGUGGAAGACAAAUGUUGCACAAAAUAUCACACCUACAUUUGGAUGUGCACAGUAUGGUAUCUCUCUUCCGGAUACUGAAUAUGACCUGGUGAAGAUGGAAAAAAAUCCUGAAGGCAAAAAAUUGCUCUAUGUAGGACAGCGGGCCAGUGAUGGAACACAGCCUUCUUCACCAUCAAGAAGACCAACGUCUUUUUACCUGCCACUAGUUGAAUGCUCAUCGUACAAAUCAGUUAAAUUUGUGCCGCCGACCACUCGCCCAACCACUCGCUUGACCACUAGAGCUGUUCGUCCCUUUUCUACUUUGAGAGAAAAACCUUUGACCACCAGAAGGCGAACUGAUCGAGAGACUAUUGGCAAGGCCACCAGCAAGAAAAAUGAACAAAUUGUUGAGAACUUUACUAAGAAACAAGGCGAUAUCGAGUUGGCCUACCGAAGUUCUGCGAUCAACUGGUCUCUGUGCAAUUUACUUAUAAUUUUAUUCAUAUUUAACUUCGUUAUAGCUUAGAAGCCGCGAGUGGGAGACAACGGUUUGAACGGAAUGUCACGAAGAGUCGUUUUGUGCUAUUUUGGAAUCAGCUAUAUAGCUAAGACAACUAUGAAGACGUUGAAACCAUCACAUCACAAUGUAGCGUAAGAGAUUUAAAAAACACAUUUGCGUAGGAACGUUCUACGGAAAAAUCUUGUCGUUCCACGACCCUUCGUAGCUGUUAGUGAAUCAGAAUACAGCACUUCUUACAACUAAGAAAAUUGAGCCACACUCCACUGUGAAAUUCUUACCUUUAGAUAUAAAUGUAGGAGAAAGAUGAAUUCAAAUCUCUUCCAAAUUGCAUGAGCUACACGUGUUCACAACCCUCAGUUCCACGUUUGUUAAGAAAUAACAUCUUGACUGGUAUUAUCGUCAUAAGUUCCUUUCAGUUUUUACAAAGCAAUUUUAAACUGCAUUUUAGAUAAGUUGCCCAUGAGCGGCGGGGCAACACUGAGAAUGGAACUGAAUUCCCGUUUUCAGUUUUUAAUGAAAUUGUUUGCAGAACUAUCUUGCUAAAGAGCUGGUUUAGUAGGCCAUUUUCAAAUUGCCCCAGUAAGACUCGGUUUUUAAGCGAGGCUAAGUGAAGCCUUGGAUGUUAGGUUAAUCUUUUCUUCUCGGCAUGCAAAUGAAACGGAUUUUCAUAAGAAAGGUUUUACACUUGAACUCAUUUUACAUUGAGGCCGCUAUUUGGAACUCGGAAUGAUAGCCUAUCAAGUUCUGUGUUUCCUUCGUUCACCUUGAACAUCCUUUAAACGUAAACUACAAGUGACAUCAGAGGAUUUUUCAGUAUGUAAUGCCGCUGUAGUAUAAUUAAGAGGGUGCUAAGGAUUUCUAUAGUCUCUUAAAAUAUCUACCGCACCGACACGGUAGAGGAAGUAAAUUUUAGAGUUUUUGGCAAAACUGAUUUUUUGGUUGCCUUAUCUAAGGUCUGUAAGUUUUAUUUAAAGCGAUUAGAAAGUAUUGUUGCCUGUGUUCAAUGUUUGGGUUAAUUAAUACUCGUAACAUUUUUAAAAAAAACGGACGUUUUUUAAACAUUAAUCGAUAAACGAAAUAAAUGAAGACAGGAACCCAUUUAUCGGAGUUUGCAGUUCCAAUUUUAACUUUGCCUAGCUUCAACCUCUUCCUCAGGGCUUAGUGUCAAUUUCCGACCUGCAUUAUUGCUUAGCGGUCUGUAACAUCACUGCAGUCUGAAAUCAGAUUCGCGAGAAUUGACAUGGAUCUAAAAUUUAGCACGUCAAAUAAAACGGUCGUGUUUCCGUGAAAGGUUGAAGUUAAAUACUUCGAUUGAUAGGCUCCUGAGUUAAGGAAACAAUUGUAGAUAGGAAAAAUUUUUAAUAAAAUUUUCAUAUACUCAGUUUAUAUAUAUAUAUAUAUAUAUAUAUAUAUAGCAUCUUUGACUUUCUGUUUUUUAUUAUUCCGCUGAUUGAGGCUCC
Messenger RNA from Porites evermanni, 10844 nucleotides. The record is from the annotation of a GenBank genome assembly. Lineage: Eukaryota; Metazoa; Cnidaria; Anthozoa; Scleractinia; Poritidae.